CAAAAGCAGCACCCCACCUUUGCGCUUCUAACCACAGCCAUUGCAUUAGUGUACCAUCGACGCUACCCGCUUGCUCCCAGCACUGCGUCACGAAGAGGGCGCUGAGAAGAUCGGCCUGCGCAAAAACAAAGUCGACUUACUUCCAAAGCUUCCAAAGCCUCUACCGAAGCACAGGCAUCGUCAGAUCCGGACAAAAACCUGACGCAGUGAAAAAGCGACUGCUCCUACAAGUUCCAACAGCGCAGCCACCCCAAACACAGCAGUAAUCAACGACAAGAUGAGCUCCAGCAUUCCAAAGACCAUGAAGGCAGCUGUCCUCGACGGCGUGGACAAGCCUCUCGUCAUCAAAGAGGUUCCAGUACCAACCGCCAACCCAGGCGAGAUCCUCAUUAAGGUCCACGCGUGUGGUGUCUGCCACUCCGAUCACCAUGUUCUCCACGGCGACAUGGGUCCUCCUGGCAUUGACAUCUUGGGUCAUGAAUUCGUCGGCACUGUUGUAGCAGUACCAGAAGGCGAGAAGAAGUGGCAAGUUGGCGACCGAGUAGGCGGAGCUUGGCACGGUGGACACGAUAGCACUUGCCGAUCGUGCUGCAGGGGAGAAUUUCAGAUGUGCACGAACAAGACCAUCAACGGUGUCAUGCGUAACGGUGGAUACGCUCAGUAUGCCACGCUUCGAACCGAGGCUGCCGUACGCAUUCCCAAGGAAGCAGAACCAGCUGAGGUUGCGCCACUGCUGUGCGCUGGUGUUACGGUCUUUAAUGGUAUCCGCCAAAUGAAGAUCACCGCCGGUGAAGUCGUAGCGGUUCAAGGUCUCGGCGGCCUUGGCCAUCUCGCCAUCCAAUACGCGCGCAAGAUGGGUUUCCGUACUGUCGCCCUCUCCCGUGGCAGCGACAAGAAAGACUUCGCCAUGAAGCUCGGAGCAACAGACUACAUCGACACAAAAGCCGAAGAUGUUGGCGAAGCUCUUCAGAAGCUCGGAGGUGCAGCUCUGAUCGUCGUUACAGCACCAAACCCAGAAGUCAUCACACCUUUGCUGGGAGGACUGCAAAACCGAGGAAAGCUCUUGAUCCAUGUGGCCAUUGGACCAGUGCAAGUCGAUACUGUACAAAUGGUGCUCAAUGCGUUGUCAGUUCAUGGCUGGCCUUCUGGACAUGCACUUGACAGCGAGGAGGCCAUCGCUUUUGCCGAGACUCAUGGUGUGCACUGCAUGAUCGAGAAGUUCCCGAUGGAAAAGGCGAACGAGGCUAUGAAGCACAUGAUGAGCGGAAAGGUGAGGUUCAGGGCUGUGUUGACGAUGGAUUAGGUCGUCUAAAGGCCAAAAUAGCAAUCGACGUGAACCAGAGCUGUUCACGUUCUUGCUUAGUUAUCCCCAUAAAGUCUAGCUUUGUUGUGCUCUCUUCAGUCAUGCCUCAAGGAGCGUGUAGUGAUCAAGAGCCUGAGUCUCGGCCCCAAGCGCUCCUGGGGCGCGCGAGGCUCUUAAAUACUGAAGUGCAUACCGAAUGGGUCAUGCGUCAAUCAUCUGUAACGCCAUGAUUGGAGGCUAUAUUGCUGCGAUAAGUGCAAUGGUGGCCGGCGAGAAGAGAUGCCAUGUUGAGAUUAGCAAUGCUAGGGACUCUCCCCAUAGUGGAUCUAGUUGUUGCCCACUUCUAGUGUGAGCUCAACCUCCAUAGCAAGAUCUGAUGAAUCCUCGCAGUAUUUAUGAUGGGAAGUUUGAGAUUUCGCAAAGCACGAAGGCAUUUCGUAGAGACGAAGGCUCUCCUGUGUCGCUUGCAGUAUCGUUUUGCGUUCAUAGAGGAUUGGUGUCAUCUC
Molecule: messenger RNA, 1809 nt
Organism: Pseudocercospora fijiensis CIRAD86
Lineage: Eukaryota; Fungi; Ascomycota; Dothideomycetes; Mycosphaerellales; Mycosphaerellaceae
Exons: 2
Coding region: 278-1303 (341 amino acids)
Molecular function (GO): oxidoreductase activity
Source: RefSeq, a predicted model, not a curated record